Hemicordylus capensis (graceful crag lizard) is the source of this 1052-nucleotide messenger RNA. It is a transcript of the gene PSMA6, whose product is annotated as proteasome 20S subunit alpha 6. NCBI's taxonomy places the organism in Eukaryota, Metazoa, Chordata, Lepidosauria, Squamata, Cordylidae. Bases 153 to 893 code for a protein of 246 amino acids. Gene Ontology annotation, cellular component: proteasome core complex, alpha-subunit complex; proteasome core complex; nucleus. The transcript is spliced from 7 exons. The record is from RefSeq and is a predicted model, not a curated record. Gene Ontology annotation, biological process: ubiquitin-dependent protein catabolic process.
GGGGGCUGAGUACGCCUGCGCGGGAGCAUGCGACCCGGAAGUACUCCAUCGGCUACCCGCAGCCCGGUUGCUGGAAGUGGCCCUUGCAUGCUGUUUCUGUAGACGGUUUCCUACUUCUCUGCCUCCUCCGCCCGUGCUUGCCCGACGCGACCAUGUCCCGAGGUUCCAGCGCUGGGUUCGACCGGCAUAUAACUAUUUUCUCUCCCGAGGGACGCCUCUACCAAGUAGAGUAUGCGUUUAAGGCCAUAAAUCAGGGUGGCCUUACAUCAGUAGCUGUUCGUGGGAAGGACUGUGCUGUUGUCGUCACACAGAAGAAAGUACCUGACAAGCUACUGGAUUCUAGCACAGUGACCCACUUAUUCAGAAUAACUGAAAACAUUGGAUGUGUAAUGACAGGAAUGACAGCUGACAGCAGGUCCCAGGUGCAAAGAGCCCGCUAUGAGGCUGCAAACUGGAAAUACAAGUACGGCUAUGAUAUUCCAGUGGAUAUGCUAUGUAAAAGGAUUGCAGACAUUUCUCAGGUCUACACACAGAAUGCUGAAAUGAGGCCUCUUGGUUGCUGCAUGAUUUUGAUUGGCAUUGAUGAAGAAAACAAUCCUCAGGUAUACAAAUGUGAUCCAGCAGGAUAUUACUGUGGAUUUAAGGCCACGGCUGCAGGAGUCAAACAGACAGAAUCAACUAGCUUUCUUGAAAAGAAAGUGAAGAAAAAAUUGGACUGGACAUUUGAACAGACAGUAGAGACAGCAAUAACCUGCCUCUCUACUGUUUUGUCUAUUGACUUCAAACCUUCUGAACUAGAAGUAGGAGUUGUCACAGUUGAAAAUCCUAAAUUCAGGAUCCUUACAGAAGCGGAGAUCGAUACACACCUUGUUGCUCUAGCAGAGAGAGAUUAGCUCUAUUUAGAAUUCCCAAUUCCGUGACUUCAGACCACAAUGUUUGGUGAACCAAACUUAUUAAUGGCUCUGGAUAUAGGCUGAAAAUGGUCACUAUCUGAUGUAUGCUCACUACCUGAUGUAUUUUACUCUGGACAAAUAAAGUGGAGGUUUUGGAAA